AUGUGUGGAAUUAACCUCAUCACACUGAUCAUAGCUGUAGUACUGCUAUUCUUGAACAAGCUUCUCUCUAAACGAAAAUCUUUCGAUCUCAACUUAUCCUAUCAGCUCCGCGAAGGCGCCACAAUUAUUCGAAUUAUUCUCCCUCUGACAUCAUUUCAAACUAUUUUUUGCUCGGUGUUUUUCGGCUGCAUUCUCGUUUUCAUAUUAAUCGAAGACGUGGUAGACGAAGUCACAUUUCUGAUUCUCAACGCUGCCGUAUACAUUAUUCCCUACUAUACAGUUAUAUCACCGAUUUUGGUAUGGUUUACAAUACGAUGGUCGCAACAGUUGAAACAAUCCAGGCUGAAGAACAUAGUGAAUCAGACAUCUAUUGACUAUUUCAAUGUACAGAAGGAGAUGUGGCAUUGA
Haemonchus placei is the source of this 408-nucleotide messenger RNA. The record is from the annotation of a GenBank genome assembly. NCBI's taxonomy places the organism in Eukaryota, Metazoa, Nematoda, Chromadorea, Rhabditida, Trichostrongylidae.